AUGUUCUUGCAAAUUUUAUUGUUUAUUUCAUAUAUUGAAAUGAUAAAAGGAUACUGUUCAUCAGAAUGUUAAUGUUGUGUUAAAGUUGAUUAAAAUUACAAUUGUGAAGAUAUAAGUUAUUGCUUGAAGAUUUUAUGGAUUUGGUUUGGUAUUUGGAUAAUAAUAACUAUUGGAUAUAUAUUACUCUAUUUUAAGAAACGAAAACAAACUAAAAUUAGAAUAGAUCAUAUAUUUGAGCUUUCAUCAACAUCCUUGAAAUAAAUGCUAAUUUUAUGUAUAAUAAUAUAUUAUUUAGCUCAAGAAAAUAACUCAACUUUAUCAAGUCCAAACAUAUGA
Messenger RNA from Paramecium primaurelia, 336 nucleotides. NCBI's taxonomy places the organism in Eukaryota, Ciliophora, Oligohymenophorea, Peniculida, Parameciidae. The record is from the annotation of a GenBank genome assembly.